AUGGCCGACGCAACCAAGUACACCAACAAACUCCACUCCAAACGAGUCCUCAUCCUCGGUGGCAGCUCUGGCAUAGGUUUUGGGGUUGCAGAAGCGUCGCUCGAGCACGGCGCCCACGUCACCAUCUCCUCCUCAAGCCAAAGCCGUGUCGACAGUGCCGUCGCCUCUCUCACGUCCAGCUACCCCUCCGCCAAAUCCCGAAUCCAAGGCUUUACAGCCAACCUCUCCACCCCCGACCUCGAUGCCAACAUCCACGAUCUCUUCACCAAAACCACCAAUUCCGGAAAAGAGAAACUCGACCACGUCGUCUUCACCGCCGGGGACCACCUCUCACAAGUUCCGCUCGUAGAUACAACACUCGAGACCUUGCAGAAAGCUGCGAUGGUGCGGUUCAACGCCCCCCUGUUGACAGCCAAGCACGCGGCCAGCUUCCUUAACCCCGGGCCGGGGAGCAGCAUCAUCAUCACCACGGGCAGCGUAAGCGAGAAGCCGAUCGAGAAUUGGGCUGUCGUGGGUAGCUAUGCUGCAGGUGCACAUGGCAUGAUGAGGGGUAUCGCCCUCGAUUUGAGACCGGUCAGGUGUAAUCUGAUCAGUCCGGGGUUUGUGGACACGGAGAUGUGGGAUCAUUUGAAAGGUGAGGGUGCCGCUGGAGGGGGGCAGUAUGAGAAAUUGGUGGAGGCACAGAAAAAGGUGACGACCACCGGGAGGGUUGCGAACGCUGGGGAUAUUGCUGAGUGA
Molecule: messenger RNA, 738 nt
Organism: Bacidia gigantensis
Lineage: Eukaryota; Fungi; Ascomycota; Lecanoromycetes; Lecanorales; Ramalinaceae
Exons: 1
Coding region: 1-738 (245 amino acids)
Molecular function (GO): oxidoreductase activity
Source: RefSeq, a predicted model, not a curated record